AUGGUCCUUCUGGUCGCGACGGAUCGUAUUCGAUCGGCUUUGGAGGCUGUAUCGGAAUGCAAACGGAAAGAACUUGAUCUCCCUACCACGAUCGAUGUUCAUGGGCCGAUCUCACACAGUCAGCUCCUGCAUUUAUCGAAGCAUUUACAGAGUGACUCGGAGUAUGACCCUGUAGAUUGUGGGGUCCCAGAUACGAAUCCCACAAUUCUCAGUGCGCUUUUAAGAGGCACGAAGGUCUAUGUUCCGCCAUCACCUAAGAAACCUGAACCGACACCCGAAUACCUCGCCUCAAAAGCCCGUCUACAAGCCCUAGCCGAAAAACAAGCAUACCAACGCCUCCUAAACCCAAACUACACCCCUCUCCCCGAAUACGCAGACCAACAAGCCCACGGCCUAAACGGCGAAGAAACAGAAGACACACUUACACCUUCCUUGGUCCUUAAUAUCUUUCUUUCUGUCGUUAUUACCGGAUUCGCCGUAUACUGGGCGUUGGGAAGCUUCUAUAUGCCGCGUAUUCUGGCCCAGGUGUUUACGUCCUGGACCACGUCGUCGGUUAGUAUUCAUGAUCGGUAUGAGGGGGUGGGAGCAUCGCAGGCUGUUAGGGUUUUGAUUUCGUUUAUUGCUGCCUUGAGUGUUGCUGUUGCGGAGUCGUUUUUGUAUGGGCUUUAUCUUGGGAAGGUGGAGGAGGCUAGGAGGGUGGAGAGGGGGAGGAAGGAGGAGAAGGUUGUCCUGGGAUCUUUUGGGGAUGAUGAUGGGGAUGGGGAUAAAGUGGAGAGGGUUGUUGGGGAGAAAGAGGAGAUUUGGGGGAAGGGGGUUAAUGGGGGGAUGAGGAGGAGGGUGAGGGAGAAGUGGGAGAGGGAGCAAGAGCAAGAGCAGGAGCAGGAGCAGGAGCAGGAGGGACAGAAGGAUAAGUUGGAGGAGGUGAAGGUUCAUGAGAAAAACUCUUAG
Penicillium angulare is the source of this 948-nucleotide messenger RNA. Its product is annotated as TMEM199/VMA12 family protein. The transcript is spliced from 2 exons. Lineage: Eukaryota; Fungi; Ascomycota; Eurotiomycetes; Eurotiales; Aspergillaceae. Gene Ontology annotation, cellular component: endomembrane system. The record is from RefSeq and is a predicted model, not a curated record. Gene Ontology annotation, biological process: vacuolar proton-transporting V-type ATPase complex assembly. Bases 1 to 948 code for a protein of 315 amino acids.